Molecule: messenger RNA, 1094 nt
Organism: Arabidopsis lyrata subsp. lyrata
Lineage: Eukaryota; Viridiplantae; Streptophyta; Magnoliopsida; Brassicales; Brassicaceae
Product: putative pectinesterase 10
Exons: 5
Coding region: 1-1035 (344 amino acids)
Biological process (GO): cell wall modification
Molecular function (GO): pectinesterase activity
Source: RefSeq, a predicted model, not a curated record
AUGAAGGGGGUGACAUUUCACAGUUUUUGUUACUCUUACUUCAAGGUGUGUCUACUUGUGAUCUUAUUGGCGUACGGAUCCGCGGAAGGGGAUGAAAACUCCAGCCAAAUAGCUAAAACUAUAAUCGUAAAUCCAAACGAUGCUAGAUAUUACAAAACGGUCCAAAGUGCAAUCGACUCUAUCCCUCUGCAAAACCAAAACUGGAUCCGUAUCCUCAUACGAAGCGGUAUUUACAAAGAGAAAGUAACAAUACCAGCGGAUAAAGGAUACAUAUAUAUGCAAGGCAGAGGAAUUGAAAAGACGAUAAUAGCUUACGGCGAUCAUCAACAAACCGAUACUAGCGCCACUUUCACGUCCUAUGCUAGCAAUAUCAUCAUCACUGGAAUCACCUUCAAAAAUACAUAUAAUAUCGCAUCGAUUAGCUCUUUAGCAACACCAACCAAACCAGCGGUGGCUGCGAGGAUGCUUGGAGACAAAUAUGCAAUAAUCGAUUCUAGUUUUGAUGGUUUUCAAGAUACACUUUGCGAUGGUUUAGGCAGACACUACUACAAACGAUGUGUUAUCUCCGGUGGCAUAGAUUUCAUUUUUGGCUAUGCCCAAUCCAUUUUUGAGGGGUGUACGUUGAAAUUAUCGAUCGGAAUCUACCCACCAAACGAACCGUAUGCAACGAUAACGGCACAAGGAAGGCAGUCGCCAAUGGAUAAAGGAGGGUUCGUGUUUAAGGACUGCACUGUUAUUGGAAAUGGCAAGGUUAAGGCGUUACUGGGACGAGCGUGGGAACCUUAUGCACGUGUCAUCUUUUACCAUUCUAAUUUUGGCGACGCUAUUUUGCCAAUUGGUUGGGAUGCUUGGAACGGAAAAGGACAAGAGGAGCAUAUAACGUUUGUGGAGUUUGGUUGCACUGGAGUUGGAGCGGACAUGUCAAAGAGAGUGUCAUGGCUCAGGAAGGCAAGUGAAAAAGACGUUCUGCAAUUUACGAAUCUUACCUUUAUUGACGAAGAAGGUUGGCUCAGUAGGCUUCCCAUCAAAUUUUAGAGGUGUUAAUAUGGAUUAGUCCAUUCGUUUUACGCUUGUUCGGUCUUCGAUAGAUUAAA